AUACAGCUCGUCGACCCCCCUUUCCGAAGGCGUUUCAAAAAAACGUGUCUGGAUGGGUUUCCUUGAUGCGGGCUCUUUAUCGUGUUUUUUUACCCCUUCAACCUGUCCUGCCCUAGAUGUAGUAUUUACUGGCAAUGGGGUGGGAUUUCCCCGCCCUCCUUACCUGCGUGUUCUUCCAACGUGUGAAAAGGGAAAUUCUGAGCCGCUCGCUGCGCUCAUCUCCAGAUUGAACAGAGGAAUGGGACAGUUCGUCUGAAGUGAGGAUGAUGAUAAGAAGAAGGGAUAGGGAAGUUAGUGGAUGUGGAAGGACUACGCUGUUGCAUGUGGUGAGGAAGUGACUUGCAUCAAGAUGUUUUCACAAUGGAGUUGGUCAGUGCAAGCUAUGUGUACUCUCCUGAGCAUUUUCUCCUUUGGCGUUUCAGAUGGACUUGUAAAAAUGUGUGGCUAUAUCCUCCCAGAGGCUCCAGUGGUACUUCCCUUUGGCUCCAAUUUUACAGCAUUCUGCAUUCUCAAUGACCAUUGUUCAUCGAAUGUCAAGAUUCAUGCUAAUCAAAUUAUUUGGAAAACCAAAAAUGUGCUUGUCCCUAAAGAACAAUAUCAUGUAAUAAACCAGACUGUUUCUAGUGUAACAUUUAAUGACAUUUCCAUGUUGCCUUCUCCUUUGACUUGCAAUGUCUUGGUAGCUGGGACCAUUGAGCAGAAUAUCUAUGGAAUUGAGAUUCAGUUGGGCUUUCCUCCAGAGAAGCCAAAGAAUCUAAGUUGCAUUGUGAUUCAGACACAACCAAACAGAUUUAUUCAAACAUGUACCUGGGAACCUGGAAGAGAUACAUUCCUGAACACCAAUUAUUCUUUAAAGUCUAAAUGGCCUGACGGAACUUUACAUCACUGUAUACCUCAGAAAACUAAAAAUGUUUGCAACAGUUCUACUGUUGUCUUUUUUGUCUAUCUGGAGGUAUGGGUGGAAGCCAAGAAUGAACUUGGGGAAGUCGAAUCUGACCACAUUGGUUUUGAUCCGCUAUAUCGUGUAAAACCUCUACCUCCAAGUAAUCUAUCUGUGAACUCAGGAGAAUUACCUACAGUCCUGAAAUUAACAUGGAUCAACAGACUUGAUAAGCAACCACUGGUUCUGAAAUACAAAAUUCGAUAUAAGACUGUUGACAGCACAAGUUGGACUGAGGUUCCCCCUGAAGACACAGAUUCACAGAGAACUUCCUUCACUAUCCAGGAACUCAAGCCAUAUACAAAAUAUGUGUUUCAGUUACGUUGUGCAAUUAAUUUUGCUCAAAUAGAAUACAGGGGUAACGAAUAUGAAGGAUAUUGGAGUGACUGGAGUGAAGAAGUUGUUGGGUUUACAGCUGAAGCAAAACCGUCUAAAGGACCAGCUGUUUGGCGGAAGAUUAGUACUCACUCUCCUGGAAACUGGACUCUGGAGCUGACCUGGAAAGAAUUGGAACCUUCUGAAGCCAAUGGAGUAAUCCUAGGAUAUGAAGUGUCUGUUUCAGGAAGGCCACCACUUUCUUUUCCAGUGAAAGUGUACUCCCACAUGAAUGCCACAAAGCUCAUUCUGAAUGUACACAAUGGGACAUAUGAAGUGAGGGUUACAGCAUAUAACAGCGCUGGUAAAUCUCCUACGUCAGUUUUGCUUGUCUCAGCCACAAACUCAAAAGCUCCUGUGAAAGAUGUUGUGGCAUUUCCUAAAGAUGGCAAACUCUGGGUAAACUGGACAGCACCCAGAGAAUUUGUUAGUAAAUACAUAAUUGAAUGGUAUGAAGAGUGUGACAGUUCAGACUGCAGUACCGAAUGGCAACAGGAACCUGGGAUGAAACAUAGUGCAUUUUUAAAAGGAGACAUAAAACCACGAAAAUGUUACACUAUAACUGUGAUUCCAUUAUAUGCAAAUGGACAAGGAGAAGGAAAAUCAACACAAGCAUACCUUCAACAAGAUGUGCCUUUGAAUGGACCCACUGUUCAAACAAAGAAAGUUGGAAAAUUUGAAGCUGUGUUAGAGUGGAAACCUCUUUCAGUGGAAGAGCAAAAUGGAUUUAUCAAAUACUACACUAUAACUUAUAACACAGUAACUGGAAAUAAAACAGUUGUGAUUGUGAAUGCUUCCCAGACGGAGUACCCACUGUCUUCUUUGUCAAGUGAUACUUUAUACACGGUGCAGAUGGCAGCAUACACAGAAAAAGGAGGAAGAAAUGGUCCUCAGUUUACAUUUACUACAAAGAAAUUUGGAGAAGGGGAAAUUGAAGCAAUAGUUGUUCCUGUCUGUCUAGCAUUCUUAGCGUUUACUCUAUUAGGUGUAUUAUUUUGCUUCAGCAAACGAGACAUCAUCAAGAAGCACAUCUGGCCUAAUGUGCCUGAUCCUUCAAAGAGUGUGAUUGCUCAAUGGUCACCGCAAACACCAUCUAAGCAAUUUAAUUCCAAAGAGCAGAUCUAUCCAGAAGGGAGCUUCACUGAUGUCAGUGUUGUAGAAAUUGAAGCUGAUGACAAGAAGUCUCUUUCUGAACCAGACCUGAAGUUAUUUGAUUUGCUUAAAAAGGAGAAAAAUGCUUCAGAAGGUCACAGCAGUGGUAUCGGGGGAUCGUCCUGUAUGUCUUCUCCUCGACAGAGUGUUUCAGAUAGUGAUGAAGGGGAACCUGCUCAAAACACUUCCAGCACUGUGCAGUACUCAACAGUGGUACCAAAUGGCUACCGGGACCAGACACCUCCAGUGCAAGUCUUUUCUAGGUCUGAGUCUACCCAACCUCUGUUAGAUUCUGAAGAGAGACCGGAAGACCAGCAAGUGCUAGGAAGUGACAACUCUACACCAAAGCGAAACUAUUUCAAGCAGAAUGGUAACUGGGAUGAAGCGGUCACAGAUGGUUCUCAUUUGGAAAAAGUCAAGCAAAUUUCUCCGAUAAAUGAAGAAGAUACUGCUGGACUUUAUGACUCACAGAUAUGUGGCUCGAGCUCAGAGGGGAAUGAACAAGGAGUUGUCCUGCCAGGUGCUUUCCAUUCAAGCCCAGAGGGACCACCCAUGCAGUUUGAACCCAUCAGAAUGAAUACAGUGACAGAUGGCGAGAUGCCAAAGUGUUAUCUACCACAGACAGUAAGGCAAGGUGGUUAUAUGCCCCAGUAAAAAAGGACAGACUGCCUCCUCCUAGGCUUCUGGCAGACACAGUUGUUCCAUUCAUUUUAAGUUACACUGUUUUUUCUAAAUCUUGCUUCAGAUGAAAAAAAAUUUAGGUUCAUUUAUGGAAGAGAAUGUGGACAAUAUGAUUUUGGAAACCUAGGACAGAUUUCAGUUGAAGGUUUCUAGACAUCCUUCCUUGAAGCACUACAUUUGGUGCUUCAGACAGACCUGAGGCUUUUCACGUUUGUUCUGGGGCAUCCUAGUUUAUUUUAGUAUAGAAUGGAAGACAACCCAUGCACAUUACAGAGCAGAAUACAAGGAGAUGAUGAUUUACUGUGAAUACCUCAUUACAAAGCAAGUAUGAGGAGAUAUGAUUAUUUGCAUUUUGAAUAUUCUCUUUUUUUAAAGCUAUGCCAUCUUUCAAAAGGAAAAAUGCAGUAUUUUAUCUUAACUGUUACCUUUAAAUGUACUUCAGAUAUCAAAAUAGACUCUGCAUGACCAGGUCUCUAGUGAGUGAUGACAGGAUUCAAAUACUAGAGCAGCCAUAACAAGUUGCUAGAGAAACAGUCUGUCUACAGAGAUUGCUUCAUUAGGGGGGAGGGAGGCUACCCACACUGCGGUUUUGUCCUUGUCCAUAAAGAACUGUCAUCAGUUGAGUGGAUAUUUAUCAUCUAUUUCAAUUAAGGCUAAGUCAGAAGGCUAUUACUAAACUCUGAAUGGUGGUGUUUUGUGCCUUUCUUAUCUUGCAUUUGAAACCAGAUCAAUUCAUAGUUGAAAUGUCAUUACAGUUGAGCACAGAAUAAUUCACAAGUGCAGUUUUUUUGUUUUGUUUUACAAGAUUAGAGGAAGGAAAAGUAAACGUAUUCUAAUCAAUAUAAUAAAGUUUUAUGUUAAUGGGGAAUUAUUGAAUGCCAGAUACUGCUUCUAGUAUCCUCUGCUGUCAUUGCUUGACAUAAUGAAUGCCUUAGCCAGCAUGAGAAAUCUGCAUGGCUGUUGCGUAAAGGUCGCCAGGAAGAGUUGCAGUCUUGGUACUUCACAUGGAGAGUUUUGUCUCUCACGAGUGAAGAAAUGACUUUAUUAAAACACUUCUUGCAGCCUUUUACAAAAAACAGCCAUCUGUGUCAGGUCAUGUCUUUCCUGCAAAUUAGAUCAAUGUUUCUUUUCUUGCAGUGCAUUUAUGUUGAGACUAUUUUUAAAAAAUCCAGAAACACUACAGUUAUUUUGCCAGAAAUCAUCUAUUUGCUUCUUAAUAAUUUCACAGGCUGUAGUGAUGAAAUUUUGAUAUGCUAGUGUCCAGGUUAUGAUUCCUUGGCUGUAGUCAACCAUUAAUAAUGACUGGUUCUUUAGAAUAUUGGCUAGUCAUUAAGAUUAUUAGUUCAAAAGGAAUAUGUCAAGAACUCUUAAACAUUUUCAGACAUUUCGAUCUAAAACUCAGUUAGGUUGCAACAAUAUUUUUGAGUAAAUAAAUGCAUCAGUGGUUUAGGUGUCUGGCUGUGGAGCCAGCAUGUUGGGAGUUCAGUUCCACACCGUGCCUCCUUGAUAGGGUAAAGGAUCCAUAAGGUCCCUUCCAGCUCUGCAGUUCUAAGAUUAUUGUUAUUAUAAAUGUAAUAAUUCAUGCUGUAACCCAGUUUGGCAUCUUCUGAUAUUUAGAAAGAAUUAAUCUUUACCUGCUUAUACUACAAGUCUUCUUACACUUGCAUGUAUUGUAGUGGUAUUUUUGUCUGGUGCUUAGAAAUGUAAUGAAUGCCAACAAAUUUAGUGAACAACAGUAUGUUAUGGCUUGGGUGUUCUUCAGAAACAAAUUUCUUGUUUGCCUUCUCUUUCCAAGGGCCUCAAAACAUUAUUUAAAGUUGCCCAGAGAGAACACUAUCCAUGAAGAACCUGACUUGUAUAGGUCCUAGCAAAAUGAAUGGUGGUUUCUCUGUGUCACAGACUAUUUGCAUUGCAUUUGUCACUUAGUAGUAAUUCUCCUGAUGAAUAACCAAGAUAUCUGAAUGAAAAGGCAUUCUGAUAAAAUAUAAAACCUUUUCUUCGGUUGUUCUGAUACCAUGUUCUACUCUGGAGCCUUGACUGUGAGAAAUCAUAUGUGUUUCAGCCCAUGCUAAUGUACUCACUGUUGAAUCCUCAGGAAAUGUUCAUAAUAUUGUUCAACCUAUGUAUAUGUAGAACAUUCCUAAAAUGGUUCUUCGGUUGCCUUAAUACAGGAAAUUUCAGAUGUGAUUUCCUUUGAACAUCUGGCUCAAAUUUGUAAUUGUUACAAGAUUAAAAUAAGCAAUCCUUCACCCCAAAAAAUGAAGAUCUGAAGAAUUGUUUUCAGAAGAUAUUUUGCAGGGUAGCAGUACUCAUGGGGGUUUGUUGAGUAUUUUGGUGAAUUCAACUUGUGUGUGUAUAGAAUGUAUCUAUUUUCCCAGUACAAAUCAAGUCUUGGUAUUGUGUUCUGUUUUCUCCAUCAGUCCAGAUGACAUUUUUAAAUGAACAGUGUUUGACAUUUGUUCAUGCCACAUGCCUAAUUUAUUGGGGUGGGGCGAGGAGAAGAUAAGAACUUGUUUGAUUAGUGCAUGACCUGAAUAACACAUAGCGCAAGCCUGUAUCAUUUGGGAGGCAGUCUUGCUGAGUUCAGUGGGGCUUAUUUGCAGGCAAGUGAACAUAAGAAUGAAGUUUGAAUUACAUCCCUUUGGGUAUCUCUUAGCAGCAUGGACAUCAACAGGCAACAUCUGAUGAAACACUUUGCUUUAGUGUUAAGUAACCGUAUGUUGGUAUGUUAAAAUCUGUAAUGAGAGAAUCCCAAGCUAAGUUUUGUUAUGUGUAAAAGCAAGUAAGCACCAGGUGUUGUUUGGUUCUGGCUUUUUGAAAUUCCUACCAAGCACCGCAAAUUCAGAACAGGGAGGUGGAGAGCUUUUUUAAGAUCAGGAGAGGACAAGAAUUACAAAAACAAAGUUACACCAACAUUUUACAAUCUUGCUAUCCUGCUUUAGUCUUUUUCAGAUGAGAAAUAACAUGGAAGGUUGAAAAAUACUAGUUUGUGGCAAACGUUCUCAUUUAAUUAGAAAGCCAUCAGUUAAGAAGUGAUCUGUAAGAAUAAAUCUCAUACGCCAAACAAAGGACAAGGACCUACAAAUGGAUUGUAGGAACCUAGUGAAGAUGACAAAUGAUUAUAAAUUCUGGCUGUAUUGCUAAUAAAAUUUCACUGACAGUAUCAACAUUGAAAUGCCCAAAUAUAUUUAAUGCUUCACUAAAAUGGAGGGUUCUCUGAAAACGAAGCAUUUGCAUUUUAGCCUUAUCUUCAAAUAGUAGUUUAGUAACUUCUGUCAAUAUAUGAGGAAAAAGAACUACCAAGAAAGAUUUCAGUUCAGCAACAGGAUGAUCCCCUUAUUUUGGAAAACACCUUUUGCCAAAAUCAUGCUAAUAUUUUUGUCACUAGGAAUUGUGUAUAUACUGAAGAGUAAUAGCAGUGCCCAGGUAGUUUGCUGUUAUAUCACCUAAAUAUAUACAUUUGUGACAUCUUUAAGCUGUACAUGCCUAUCCUCGAAUCUUCCUUAGGUUAAGAUGGAUGUGAAAUGCCAAAGCAAUAGAUUAAAGACUAUAGCAUAA
Molecule: messenger RNA, 6706 nt
Organism: Pogona vitticeps (central bearded dragon)
Lineage: Eukaryota; Metazoa; Chordata; Lepidosauria; Squamata; Agamidae
Gene: IL6ST
Product: interleukin 6 cytokine family signal transducer
Biological process (GO): positive regulation of cell population proliferation; cytokine-mediated signaling pathway
Cellular component (GO): membrane; signaling receptor complex; external side of plasma membrane
Molecular function (GO): cytokine binding; prolactin receptor activity; peptide hormone binding
Source: RefSeq, a predicted model, not a curated record